Molecule: messenger RNA, 1984 nt
Organism: Marchantia polymorpha subsp. ruderalis
Lineage: Eukaryota; Viridiplantae; Streptophyta; Marchantiopsida; Marchantiales; Marchantiaceae
Source: the annotation of a GenBank genome assembly
UCUUUGUACAGCAAUGAUACACAUGACGUACAACAAUCUACACGAUAUGAUUAAGAUCAAGAUAGUCGUAACUAGUCGUGAAAUACAUCUGAUUAGUGAGCAAUUUGGAGUCCCACGCAAGACGGCGAUUGAGAAGUAAUUUCUGUCAGGCGGCCUCAGUGUCUGCUGAAGCGAGCAAAUUUUUGUUCGACUUACUUCCGGGACUGGCAUAACUCGUCUGAUCCGAGUUGGAGUUAGAAAUGGAGGGCACGCCCUGCCAGACAGAAGACGACAAGGCCGUAGAGAAUGACCUCAUUCGUCGACCUCAUUCGAUGAAGAAAACAGGGGGAAGAUAAAUACUUGCUUUCUCUACCGAUGACCAUCAUCCAUCCCAAUUCCUCAACUUUAAACAGCGGCAAUACCUCUUCCAUAUCUCCAAAGCAUAGCCAGAACUUUUCCGUGCCAGUUUCUAAUGGUAACAUAGUGACAAAAGCCGGCUGACAUAAUAUUUAAACCCGCAUUUGAAGAAGAAAAGAAAGCAGAAUCUGGAGAAUGCAGGCGAAGGGUUGGCUUGGACGGAUGGCCGAAUUUCAGGCAUCCCCCGACCUCUUUGCUGACAUUUCGGAUGCAAGUAUGAGAUCCACAACACAAUCAACAAACGGAUAGAAGGAGAUGAUGUCACGUGUGGUACAAGCGAGCGUGACUCGAGCCCCGAGGAAUGGCAGCAGCAGCAGGGGCAGCAGGGGCUGCAGGGCCCACCAGAGGAGAGGAGAGAGGAGAAGUGGGGCCGGAUUUGGUCGCUUCUCAAACGCAGGUCGCGGUCGGCCCUGUCACAUUGUAGAAGAAAGGAUUUGAAUUCCACUGUCGAGAGACAGCAGCAGCGAUGGCAUCCAUGGCCUGCAGGUUGUCGCAUCAGGCUUUGAUUCUGCCACCGAGAGGAAGCGCCGGUGAAUUCAGCGUCGCGGUUGCCGGGGCUCAGCGUUCCGUAGCCAUCGGUCGUUGCUCCAAGCCCGAAGUGAAAUCUCUCCGUCUGAAUCAGGUUCUUGGUCGAAGGCAGAAGAACUCUAGUUCGUUCCGAAGGGCGGUGGGCGACGAGGAAUCUGGAGGCAAUGUCGAGACUCCCUCGGCUGCUGAAACGAGCGGAACAGAGAAGAGUCGACCGGCAGUGGACAAAAAGGCCGCUGCUAGGGCGGAAGUGCAGAGGGGCAAAAAUACAGCGCUGAUCACUGGUGCCAUUUCUGUGUUGCUCGGAGUUGGCUAUCUCGUUCUUAUUCAGCUGCUGGAUACUCGUGGAAUUGAGCUCAUACCACCUCCUCCGGAAGCCUUCGAUCCUUAGGCCGGAUUCAGACACUAUCAAUCCAUGUCCUCUUCGAGAUUCCUCUGCUCUGCACGGUGAAGGAGUCUCUUUUUCUCGUCCUCCACCGAUUUUCUCCCAUAGAGUGUACAAUUAAGGAGGCUAAAGGAUUCCUGGAAACAACGAUUUCUUUCUGGUGUUGUUUUCGCUCAAUCUUUGUGCACAAUUGGAUUCUCAGUCGGUUACACACAUUUCCUCCUAUAGAGUGUACAAUUACGGAGGACAAGAAAUUCGGAGACAAUUGUCAUUUCUUGUGUCUUUUUUUAUUCAAUCUUUGUGUAGAAUUGGUAUUUCAGUCAAUUACAUUUGAACGCUGAUUUGGACCGUGGAAAAGUUGUGGACCAGAGUCCAUCAAGUAUGUCUGUCAACCAGAUGGAUUAUGAUACCCAACGAGUGAGCUGACAAAAUCUCGCCAGACAUCUCGCUCAGACAGCCAAUCAAUCAAUCCUUCAGACUGAUCAAUGCAUGCAUCAUGUUUCCAGAUUUGUACAUAAUUUCCAGUUUUCAAGGGAGAUUUUGUACAAGAUCUUCGUUGACAAGACUAAAUUCAAACUUCUUUAUCGUGUCUGCAAACAAUGUGUUCUCUUCCUCCUUUGCCGAAUAUUGAAUUUCACUUUAGGAAUCACUUUGAAGUGAAUUUGGCGAAUAAUC